Molecule: messenger RNA, 816 nt
Organism: Exophiala aquamarina CBS 119918
Lineage: Eukaryota; Fungi; Ascomycota; Eurotiomycetes; Chaetothyriales; Herpotrichiellaceae
Exons: 5
Coding region: 1-816 (271 amino acids)
Molecular function (GO): oxidoreductase activity, acting on the CH-OH group of donors, NAD or NADP as acceptor
Source: RefSeq, a predicted model, not a curated record
AUGCCGUCCUACUUCAUCACAGGUGUUUCUCGAGGCAUAGGAUUCGAAUUCCUGCGACAGCUCUCAAGCAGUCCGGAAGAUACCGUCAUUGGCCUCGUCCGGGACAAGGCCGCAACUGAAGCCAAAAUCGCGAAGGUGUUUGGUGGCAGAUCAAACAUCCACAUCGUCGAGUCCGAUCUCAACAGCUACGAUGGGCUGAAGAGAGCUGCCGAAGAAACCUCCAAGAUCACUGGAGGUCGCCUAGACUACCUGAUCGCGAACGCUGCGUUUAUAUCGCAAUGGUCUGCUUUUGACUCCUUGGGAGAAUUGGGCAAAGACCCGCAAGGCCUGGAAAAGGACCUUCUUCAGAACUUCAAGACCAACGUGGUCGCGACGAUUCACCUGAUUAACCUUUUCAUGCCCCUGGUCUUGGAAGGUGAUGGAAAAAAAGUCAUCACCCUGUCGACAGGUUUUGCUGACACAGAGAUAACGACUCAAUACAACAUGCCUGCGGCUGGACCUUACUCCAUUAGCAAAGCAGCCGUAAAUAUGGUCGUAGCCAAAUUCAGCGCGCAGUACGCUGAAGAUGGCGUUCUGUUUUUGGCCCUCGCGCCUGGAUUGGUUGAGACCGGGCAAUUUGAAUCAAUGACCCCAGAACAAGGAGCGAAAGCGAUGGCCCUCUUUGAGAAGUUCAAGAAGUAUUCGCCUGACUUCAGCGGUCCAAUCACAACGGAAGAAUCUGUUAAAUUGAUGAGAGCCGUGUGGGAGAAAACUAGCGUGGCUAACGGAGACGGUGGCGCGUUCCUCUCGCAAUUCGGAAACAAGCAAUGGCUCUAG